UGAAGAUGGCUGCGAAGUCAGUAAGUCGUGUGCGCCAAAUUCAUUGAUUAAUAAGGCCGAGAUAAAAUGUAUCGCCUUAUUGUUUGCCACGCGAUUUUUCGAAUGAAAAAGAUAGACUACGCAUAAAGCUGUAAAUCAGCAAGUGAUGGGAAGAUGGUGAGGGAGCAAUUUUACAACUGGUAUGGGUUCUCAAACGCUGGAAAUUUUGAGACAAGGCGUCUGGGCGAGCCUGACAGGAGGCUGGUUUUACGAUCCGCAUCUCGAUGUUUUUUCAAAUACUUUUCACCUUUACAUUUGGCUCUUCCUGCUCUGCUUACCAUUUACCAUAUAUCUUUAUUUUCCACCAACGUUGUAUGUUUGGCUGGCAUAUUGUUCUUCAAUUGGAGCAAUCUUUGGUACAAUAAAGUGUGUCAAUCAUGCAUUGCAUUGCGUAUAUGAUACAACUGAGUGUUUAGAAGAAUGUGGUCAAACCAUUAGUCAGCAAAGAUCAGAAAGCGAAAAAAGACGUAUAGUGCAUAACAAAUGCAGGGAACAAUCGCAGAAUCAAGUAGAUCAUGGAAUAGAGCUUCAAGUUUUAAGCGGAAAAACAGAUACACCACCUGUUGAAUGCUCAUCACGCAACUCUUUUAUCGAAUCAAAUGUGCAAAAUGCAGACGCGGAUAGUAUAACAUCAGAGUACAAUCGAGAUAAACCUAGUUCAACUAUAGAUUUGAAGGUAGAAAUUCAUAGGAAAAAUAGUUCAGAAAGUUCAGAAGAAGCACAAUUAACUAAACCAAUGGUACCUAGUAUAAAUGUGCACGAAGCAGAAUUAGCUUCUGCUCAGUAUUAUGAACCACGUUUUCGAAAUAUAAUGAAUGAAAGAAGGUUAAAACGACAUAAAUGUGUUGUUAUCGCCGAAGAAGAUCGACCAAGAAAAUUAUGCAGGCAUGCAUCGGAAGAUUCACGAAAUCGUCACUCUAAACAGGGUAGUCUUGGUAAAACAGGUUCUGAAAGUCAAAUAAAACAAACGAGUUCGUUAGAACUGGAAGACCAUGCAGACGAUUAUCCAUACUGGAAGUCCAAUCAAAGUGUUCGACGUCUUAAUUCUAAUUCAAUUCCGAUGGAAACUCAUUUAAUGAACGAUCAUCCGCAGAGUUUAGAAAUUAUAUCGAAAAAGGAAGAUACGGAGAAAAAUAAAAUUUCAUCUCAUCCACAAUCUUUAGAGGUUAUUACAAAGAAACCACAUCAACAACUUAUUCAUCCGCAAAGUCUCGAAACAAUUGGUGCUACUAACAAAAAUAUGAACUCUACAGAUGACAAUAAUUUACCUCUUCAUCCACAGAGUCUUGAAACUAUUAAUACUAAAAAGGUAUUGCCUCAGAAUACGUUAAAAAAAAACCAACUGCAGUUAUUACCAUAUCUUAGUUAUGGAUCAGAAAUAGUUCAUCCUAUAGCAGAGCAAAGCGAUGAACAGUUUGCUAAUGAAAGUACAGGAGGAUUUAGUCUUCGCGAUUCCUGUAGUCCAUUACUUACUCGAAAGAGUUGUGAAACUAAUUCUACCUCUAAUCGAGACAGAAGUCUUAGCACUAGCCGAUUUGAAGAUAGAUUUUCGAGAUUUAACGGAGAUGGUGGUAUAGAUAAUGAUUCUGCGAAUUCUCGUGAUGCGUUAAUCGAAGAAUCAAAGCCUGGCGCCAAAAGGAGAUACAGUAAUGCGAGUCAAAGCAGUCGUGAAUUCUCAGAUGGAGAGAGGUCCAAAGACAAACAAGAUAAAUUGAAAAACAUAGAUGAUCCAUUAAAUGUUGGAAGUGUUCUUGGAAUAGAUCGAUUAUUCGAAGGCAAUGAUUGUACAAUAGAAUCACGAACGAACAAAGGAUUACAUGAUAAGGAACCAGAUUCUGGUUCGUCUAGUACGAUUCUGAGCAUGGAAAACGAGGUGAAACGAAAGUUACUUCCGCAAUUAGAAACAGAUAACAAACGACAUCAAGGUGCGAUACCUAAACAAAGCCGUCCAAAGCCUGCAGUAGAAGCUAUAGAUGAUAAUAUUACAACUGUUGAACAAACCCGGCCAAAACUUAAACGAACAUUAGAAGUCAGAAGAGACAAAGAUAGAAGAAGAGACGGAAGAUUUGAGCAAACUAGCGGUUCGAACAACGAGUUAAGUACGCUUAGCCUUGCAUCCUCAUUGUUAGCUACGUUAUUGACUUCUGGCCGAGAAUUACCUGGCCAAUCUAGUACUGUGUCCGAUUUAAGAUUAAGCCGUAGUUCAGAGAAUCGAAAUUCACGAAAAAGGCGAGGUCCUUUGAAGUGCUCGAUUAGGCCGUAUCGAGGUAGAAAUCGAGACGAUAACGUUGUACCGUUCACCGCUUUGCUCGGAUUGAUAUCAAACGAGGAAUGUCAUUUAGUCGCUAAUCAUAACGACGCUAUAGAAGCGACUGUACCAUAUUUUCACGAUGAAAACGAACGCUGGUUAGCUUACACAUUCGAUGAGAAAGCAUCUGGUGUUGCUGCAGCUGCGCAAGUUCCUUCUAGCAAUAACGAUAAAUUGUUAAAUACCUUGCUACGUCAACAACUUAAUCAAAAUUUACACUACGAUAGAAACUGGGAAUUAACGGAUACGUUGAGUAUCAGUUCUAGCAGUCCUUCAUUAAAUUCUCUUGAUUUAAGCAUACAUAUAGACACGCCACCUGUAUUGUCAAGCCCAAAAAGCAAUCAAACGAAGGCACAAAAUUCAUUUUCGUCAAAUUUAGUUUCCUCGAAUACUGGAAGUAUCAAUCACUCGACGGGAGAAACGUCGGAACGAGAUCAAUUUCAUCAAAAUACUGGAAAUUCGAAUCAAUGCGAACUCGAGACAUUAGAGCUCGAAACGUUAGAACGAGAUCAAUUUCAUCAAGAUAUAAUGUCACGUAUCGAAUUAAUGACGGAUAGAAAUCGAAGAUUACGAAAUUUAUUAGGAUAUUUUAAUUUGAACCUUUAUCCAGCUGAUUCUAAUCGACGUGUGCCUGUUUUAACAUUGCCAACGCAUCAAGAGGCCGAUAUGAACACAAAUUUAUCUUGGAAUCGAUUUAUCGGCGGCUUAGAUGGAUCCGAUUCUAAGCCUAAACAAUCAAGACAUUAUUAUAAAUGGAAAAUUGGAAAAUUACCGCAUAUCAAAGUGCGAUUCGAUCGUUUAUUUUUAUUGGCAUUGUUAGACAGAAAUUUAACCAUUUUCGAGACCGUCGUUUCAACGUUUCUAGCGAUUGCCGUCGCCGGGUUAGGUCUUCUGUUACUUCAACAAGGAUUUUACCGUGACAUAUUUGCUUUCAUGUUUUGUUUCGUAACAGCUGGAUGCCAGUAUUCAUUGUUAAAGUCGGUUCAACCUGACGCCGCUUCACCGACACACGGAUUCAAUCGUAUAAUAGUCUUCUCUCGUCCCGUUUAUUACAUAUUGUGUUCAGGAUUCAUAUUAAUUUUCAACGAAUCCUUAAGAAACUUUAAAACAUCUGAAUUUCGAAUAUACGGUUUGCGAUGCGCCGAUUACGAUGUUAUAUUGCAAAUUCGGAAUAUUUUACUAAUAUUCCUUUUGUGCUUUCCAAUUGUCUUCUCUUUGGGUUUGCUCCCUCAGAUUAAUACUUUUUUAAUGUACCUCUGCGAACACAUAGACAUUCAUUUAUUCGGCGGUAAUGCAACUACUAGUCUACUAUCAUCAAUAUAUUGUCUCUGUCGCAGCAUCGUCACCGUUGUUAUAUUGUACGGUUUAGCGUACGGAGCGCUCACAGAACCAAAAUCUUCUCAGCACAUUUUAUUUUCCAUUUUCGCGGGUUUAUUAGUUGCUGUAUCUUAUCAUUUAAGUAGAUCAUCGUCGGAUCCCAGCGUGAUGUGGGACAUAGUCAAAACAAAUUUAUGGCCACCAGAAGUUUAUACGGAAGAGAAGGAAGCGAAAAUCAUCGAGAACACAUCUCGCAGGGAUAAUAUGUCUGCGACUUACAAGGAAGCAAAGUUCCGAGCGUACAGAAGAAAGAAACACGUAAAAAUCGAAGUGGGCGAACAAAUGUCGGAUACAGAAUUGGUAGAUCCGUUACCUGAGAAGCUAAGAGCAACAGUGAAUGCAAGAUUAAAGAACGACUUGAUAGUGUGCACGGUAAUAGGUACAUUAUCUUUUGGAAUUCAUUGUUCAACCGUAUUUACAGCAUUGCAACCAGAAUUAAAUCCAGUUCUGUGGGGUAUCGCAAGUUGCCUCGGAUUUCUAUUACAUUAUAUCGUACCGCAACUAAGAAAACAAUUGCCAUGGUUGUGCUUGUCAAGACCGGUACUACGUAGCCACGAGUAUGCACAAUUUGAAGUACUCGAACCGGUAAGGAUCAUGUGGUUCGAGAAAGCUUAUGUUUGCCUCUGUUUCUUGGAAAGGAACGUUCUGUAUCCGGUUGUGUUUCUCGGAGCGCUUACCGAAUGUUCGUCAAAAAUUGUAUCGAAAUUUGGAGAAAGCAUAGGCGCAUUGAUCAUAGUCGUAUGCGGAUUGAAGUCGUUAAGAUCUGCGUAUUCCGAUCCGUCGACGCGUUACCUGGUUCUAAUAUUUGCAGUUCUCUUUUUUAAGCUAGACUUUCGAGAUCUCAGCGAAACGUUUUUGGUAGACUAUUUCGUCGCGGGUAUAGCGUUCGCUAAGAUUUAUGAAUUACUGUUAAAAAUUCGAUUCGUUGUCACGUACAUUGCACCCUGGCAAAUAACGUGGGGUAGCGCGUUCCAUGCGUUCGCUCAACCAUUCUCUGUUCCACAUUCUGCGAUGCUAUUCUUGCAAGCUGGUAUCUCUGCGAUUCUCAGCACUCCGUUAAACCCACUUUUGGGCAGCGCUAUUUUCAUAUCAUCGUACGUACGUCCUGUGAAAUUUUGGGAACGUGAUUACAAGACGAGAAGAGUGGAUCAUUCGAAUACACGAAUGUCUUCGCAUUUAGAUCGAAAUCUCGGGGCGGAUGAUAAUAAUCUGAAUUCGAUCUUUUACGAACAAUUAACGAGAUCGCUGCAACACAGUCUUUACGGAGACCUUGCGCUUGGACGUUGGGGAAACGUUGAACAGGGCGACUGUUUUCUAUUAGCAUCCGAUUACUUAAACUGUUUGGUACACGUUGUCCAAUUAGGCAAUGGAUUGGUAACUUUUCAAUUGAGAGGUCUUGAAUUUCGUGGAACUUAUUGCCAGCAGAGAGAAGUAGAAGCAAUAUCUGAAGGAAUCGAGGAUAACAACAAUUGUUGCUGCUGCGAAAUGGGACACUUUUCAAAUGUUCUAAGUGUAAAUGCAGCCUUCAGACAACGCUGGCUAGCUUGGGAAGUUGCGAGUUCUAAAUACGUUCUUGAAGGAUAUUCAAUUUCCGACAAUUCAGCUGUUUCUAUGCUGCAAGUGUUUGAAUUUCGUAAAGUACUGGUUACCUACUAUGUGAAAAGUAUCGUUUUCUAUACCGUAAAGUCGCCGAAAUUAAAAUAUUGGCUGGAGAAUUCCGAGAUUGCGGAUGCUCUUAGUGUAACUCUUAAAAAAAAUUUUGUCGAUCUUGAUCCUGUGUUUAAUAUGAGCAUUCACGAGGAUUUCGACUUUCGAGCUAGUGGAAUUACAAGAAGCAGUUUUUGCAACGUUUACUUGGAUUGGAUACAAUAUUGCGUUAACAAACACGAUAAGGCAUUGGAUAAGUCAAGAAAUUCACGGCUAGUAUCCUUAUGUCUUGCAUUGAGUCUUCUGGGGAGACGCGUUUUAGGAGCAGUGUCUAAUAAUACUGUUUCUAAUGUUGAAUUUUUUCUCUAUGGAUUACAUGCUCUUUUUAAAGGAGAUUUUCGUAUAACAUCGGUUCGAGAUGAAUGGGUGUUACUGGACGUUGAUCUACUACGAAGCGUCGUAGCGAAAGGAGUAAGGAUGGCGUUAAAGUUACACCAAGAUCAUUUUAUGAGCCCGGAACUGUACGUUGAACUCUCUGCUCUUUACGAAGCUAUAGAUAGCCACGACAAAAAUCUUGUGAUCAGUCACGAAGCAGAUCCACUUUGGAGAAAUGCAGUUUUAAACGGCGCCCCAAGCCUUCUGGCUCUUAGGCAUGCACUCGACGAUGGGAUCGAUGAAUAUAAAGUGAUAAUGCUUAAUAAACGUUUUUUAAGUUUUCGAGUAAUUAAAAUGAAUCGCGAGUGUGUACGUGGUUUAUGGGCUGGACAACAGCAAGAAUUAGUAUAUUUGAGAAAUAGAAACCCAGAGCGUGGCUCGAUACAAAACGCGAAACAAGCUCUUAGAAAUAUAAUAAAUAGUUCUUGCGAUCAACCGAUCGGAUACCCGAUUUACGUUUCACCAUUGACAACGAGUUAUGCAGAAACUAAUGAACAACUAUGUUCGAUAGUCGGAGGAUCUUUGAGUCUUGGGAUAAUCAAGAAUAAUAUUUUAAAACUAUGGCAAAGAGUCAGAAGAAGAUGCGGUCAGGGCUGUUCCUCCGGAGGAACAGGAUCUCAAGAUGAUGGAGGUUUUGGAAAUGAUGGGGUAUACGCGAUGACUACGUACAAUAUUCAUUUAGGCUACAGUCAAUCGGGUCAUCAUACAUCAGGCUCACAGUCUAUAGAUUCUGGAUGUCAAAUCGGUGGAUCAACUGGGCGUGGUUCUUUAGGAAGAACAAAUACAGGAUCUCUAGGUGGUAAUAGAGGAUCGUUAGCAUCAGUUGGAAAGCCUACAAGUUCAACGCUUGCUAGCUUAGCUGGUCUUCUUAGUAACAGCGAUAUUAAAAACGAAACUAAGAGCGAGACAAGUUUCACCAGUAAGUUAGAGAAAGAUGAAGUCUUACAGAGAGUUCGAAUCAUAGAUCCUAAUCAAGUGUACGAUGCUAUUAACUUGGGUCGUCGAAUAGACGUAAUCUGGCCAGACGAAAGAAUGAGACAACAGGGUGGUAGAUCUGGAUGGCAACAUUGGGUACCUGAAAGAGGUAUGGAAGGAUGCGUUGUUCAUUGUUGGUCCCCUAAUCAUCGUGAUCCUAAUAGACGGUCUCAUGUAGAUAAAGUUAUCUUACUUGUCAAAAUUGACGAUAAAUAUGUUCCGAUAGCAGAGCAAGGUGUACGAAAUUUGGGGGCAGAAGUGUGAUGAAGUAUUUUUGAAUCCUUUAUAGUAAUACACAUGACGAUUUUCAUACAGUCUUUUUUUUUUUUUUCAAUCACGCACUACGAAAUAGAAUUAAUGCGUUAAAAAUUAAAACUUCAUUCCAGUUGUAAAAUGAUAAAGUUCUAUCGUAAAUGAUUAUUCUUAAAAUUGUACAUAAUGAGAAUCGACGAAUUUUAAGGCUAGUUUCCUCAUUCUAACAUACACACGUGUAUAUAUACAGCCAUAAAAUACUCUUCAUUAUACAAUUUUUCUAAGAUUUUCAUUUGUUAGAUUUUUUUUUUCUAAUUUUUCAUUUUUCUUCCCCUUAUCUUUCAUUCGGUACAACAAUGUCCAAUAGAUGCAAUUUCCUUGAAAAAUUCUAAAAAGUGUGAAUUUUAAAACUUUACAGAAAAAGAUUAGUUAAUAUUUUACUUCUAAUAAUCCGAGAAUUAUUCGUACAUAUUUACUGUGAAGACUAAUCGCAAAGUAAAUUGUAUCAUGUUGUAUCAUACUAUGUAUCAUAUAACUAUUAGAUGAUUUAGUAAUAACAAAACCUAGGUGUUACUUGUUGUUAAUCAGCUAAAUUAUUAUUUUUAUCGAUAUAAAGUACCGUGAUUGGGUAUAUUCAAAUUUUAAUAAUUUAUAAUCAUAUCACAAAUACUAUUUAAAUACAUUACUCUAAUUUUUGGUGUAAGAAUGUUUCCAGAAAUAAUUAAGGUGCACGAAUAGAACAAAAAAUGUAUUAGCGUUAUUGUUAUUGAAUAUGCCAAAUAACAACAAGUAACAUUAGUUAAAAAUUUGUAUAUAAUAUCAUUCGUGUUUUUCUACAUUUUGUUACAUUUUUUUUAAACUACUUGAUAUAGAUAAGUUGUAAAUAUGCGCAACAUUUCUGCAACAUUAAAGCGUCCAAAUGUAUUUACUGAACAUGUAAUUUUGUGGGGCCAUGAAAUCGCCUCUACAGAACAUAUCGGUGCACUAAUAGCAAUGUUAUAUAUAUAUAUAUUCUUAAAUUUUGUUUGUAUGCGUUUAUUGUAUGAAAAUAAGGAUAAUUGUGCUCGUGUAUUUGCAUUUGGUAUGUGUUUCGUUAUAAUAGUCACUAAAAGAAAUUAAUAUUAUAUUAAUAAUUACUCGAUGUAGAUACACCACAUUUAUCCGAAAAAGAAAAAUAAAUUUAUUCUCAUUUUUUCUUUU
This is a messenger RNA of Osmia bicornis bicornis, 8233 nucleotides long. RefSeq names its product pecanex-like protein 1 (gene pcx). Gene Ontology annotation, cellular component: membrane; endoplasmic reticulum. Lineage: Eukaryota; Metazoa; Arthropoda; Insecta; Hymenoptera; Megachilidae. The transcript has 14 exons. Gene Ontology annotation, biological process: endoplasmic reticulum organization. The coding region runs from base 182 to 7045 and encodes 2287 amino acids. The record is from RefSeq and is a predicted model, not a curated record.